GCAGAAUGAGCGAGCAGAAAAAAACCUUCCACCCGACAUAAUUCCGAGGCGCUGAACGCGCGGAGCCGCCGGGAGCGCGGAGCUCGGCGCGGCGUGUCCCUCGGCGCCGCCCGUAGCUGGGCCCGGGCCGCGAUGGCGGCGCGGGGCCGGGCCGCGGAGCGCUGGGCCGCCGGACGGCGCCGGGAGCUGGAGGAGCGCGGCCGGCAGCGGUGGGAGCGGGUCAGCCGCGCCUUCGCCCGCGACGCCGUUUGCUGCGCCAGGCAGGCGAGGUGGAGCGCACCCCGGGGCGGCGGGAGGGCGGCGGGGCGGCGGGAGGAAGAGGAGGAGGAGGAGGCGGCGGCGGCGGCGCGGCUGGAGGAGCGGCGGGAGCGGCUGCGGCGGCUGCUCGGGGAAGAGCGGGAAGCGCUGGCGGCCGAGCUGAGGGAGCUGCGGGCGGGCGGCGGGAUGCGGCGGCGGAGCGAGGAGCUGCGAACCGGCCGGGAGCAGCGGAGGAGGAAGGUUGCUGAGCAGCUGCUCUACGAGCACUGGAAGAAAAACAACCCUCAGCUCCGGGAGGUAGAGUCGGAGCUGCACAGGAGGCACGUGGUGGAGGCUUGGGGUGAGCAGCUAACGGAGAAAACCAAGAAAGAAGCAACUGAACUUGAAGAGAAAAAACGUUAUGAAAAUAAGUAUGAAAUUGCACGAAGAGAAGCACUGGAAAGAAUGAGACAAGAGGAAGAGAAACGUCGGCUGGAAGAGAAGAAGCAAGCGGAGGUGUUGCUUCAACAAAUAGAAGAACUGAAAUUACAGGAGACAGAGGCAACAAAGCUGAAAAAAGAACAAGAGAAUUUAUUAAAGGAGCAGUGGGAGCUGGAGAACUUGGAAGAAGAAAGGAAACAAAUGGAAGAGCACCGGAAGAAGAAAGAGCUUGGUCGCUUUUUGAGGCAUCAGUGUAAUGUCCAGUUAAAGAGACGAGCCCAGCAGAUACAAGAGGAGCUGGAGAUAGACAGGCAAAUCUUAUUAGCCCUCCUGGAGAAAGAAGAUGAGGAUCAGCGCCGCCAGUCCGCGCGACGAGAGCGGGCUGUUGCAGAUGUUGCCUGGAUGAAACAUGUCAUUGAGGAGCAGCUCCAGUUGGAAAAGGAGAGGGAAGCAGAGCUGCAGACUUUUUUCAGAGAUGAAGCUAAAAAAGUGUGGGAGAAGAGGGAAGAAGAAUGGGAAAGGGAAAAAGCAGCCAGAGAUCGCCUGAUGAAUGAGGUGCUUGCAGGCAGACAGCGCCAGAUCCAAGAGAAGAUGGAAUUAAACAGACGAGCCCAAGAAGAGUCUGUGAAGUAUCGAGAGCAGCUGAUUAAAGAACUUGAAGAGGCGAAAGAGCUGUCUAGGCGAGAGAAGGAGCAGGAGGAGGAGCUGAAGACAGCCCGGCGGCAGGAGCUGGACGCGCAGCUGAGGGAACGCCGCUUACAACAACGGGAGGAGCAGCGGCGCCAGCGGGAGGAAGAGGAGGAGGAGGAAUCAGCCCGGCAGCGCUGCGAGGAGCUGGUGCGGCGGGAGGCCAGGCGCGUGGCGGAGCGAGGGUAUCGCAGCCGGCUCUACAGUUACCCAAAAGCAGCCUGGACCUGAGGAGUCCUGGACUUUGUACCGGAGGAAUGAGCACCAACUGCAGCUGCAGGCUACAGAAAGCAAACUUGGAAGAAUCAAGGAACUCCUGAAAUAAGGUGGUUUUGGAAUAGCUUACAAUGAGGCCAAGACUUAACUCAGUAAUUUCUGAAAAAUGUUUCGCUGUGGGCCAGCUGCUUCUGGCCUCAGGACUGCGGAGGUGUGAGCAUCCUUGGAAGACUGAACGGUUUCACUUACUCCGUGUUCAGGGAGCGGGAUGAUGUAGUUUAGUACGUGGUACAGUGGGGCCAUACAGCAAAUAAACUUUUAGGAGUUAAUUCAUAACACACUGCAAAUCAGUAACAUGGAUAACGUGUGCCAUGGCCAUAAUUCUUGAUGUCCAGCUCCUUUCCAGAAGGACCUAAUUCUGACUUGUUUCAUAAAUAAUUAACAAUUGCAA
This is a messenger RNA of Tyto alba (common barn owl), 2032 nucleotides long. It is a transcript of the gene TCHP, whose product is annotated as trichoplein keratin filament binding. The record is from RefSeq and is a predicted model, not a curated record. The transcript has 11 exons. Bases 133 to 1596 code for a protein of 487 amino acids. NCBI's taxonomy places the organism in Eukaryota, Metazoa, Chordata, Aves, Strigiformes, Tytonidae. Gene Ontology annotation, cellular component: keratin filament. Gene Ontology annotation, biological process: apoptotic process.